ACACAACAGUAUGUGUGUGAAGUGAACAAAAAUAUGGCACAUCAAAACGUUGCCUCUAGAUUCCAAAGCGAUAAUUUAUAAUAUUUAAAAAGACAAAAAAAUACCGAAAAUUAAAUAUCAAACAUUAACUCGUUUCCACUGUAAAUCACUCCCCAUCACCAUAAUACAAACCAAUCAAUUGGCAAUGAUUAGAAUGUUUGAUUAGUGAGAAGAAAAAAAAAACAUAAUAGAAAAAAAGCAUUUCGUUUUCUUCGUUUAUUUUUGUUGUUGUUAUUUGAACAAUUUGAUAUGUACAAAGAGAGUAGUCAGCAAAUUUAAUCACAAGAAAAAGAAAAUGUUCUAAUCGUUUUUAUUAACAUAAGGUUUUCCCUUUUGAAUUGCUACCGAAAACGAAAUAAAUAAACAAACGAUUAAAUAUUUUCUUCAAUAUUCCCAUUUUGUAUUGGACAAUUCAAAAAUUUGUUCGAAACAGUAAUAGUGUUUGUGUGCAAGAAUGUGCUCUUGCCCAAGCCGUUUUCGUUGAGAAAACCGCAACAACGACGACACGCUUGAAAAUGACAUUAUGCGAUACGCGAUCCCAUUGGCAAAGUCUUUAACAUUGCAAUAAAACAAGAAAUAGAAUCGAAAACAUAGAGAAAAUUGCGAGUUUCCAACGUGUGGAAUCGACCGUCAGUGGAUCAUAUUUUUACUUAGCAUUUAGUAGAGUAGAGUUUUUUUUUAAUGAAUUCCUCCGAAUCGAAAACCAGGUAAAUGAAUUGAAUUUGUUGAUGCAAUUUUGUGUUUUUUUUCUGUUUUGCCUAUCUAUUGUGACUGUGUAUAUACGUUUGUUGGCUCUUGAAAGCAUGAUGCAAUUACAACUUCAAUUGAGCAGUGGUAUUUUGAUUCAUCGCAUCCGAUUGCAAUUUUGUUGCGUUAUGAUUGCAUCAUUUUUGACAUAAGUUCCGAAAAAUGCCGCGAAAAUCCCAUUGCAUUGACAAUUUGGUAUGGGUUCUGACAAGAGUGAUGUUGAUGAUCUUCAGAAUCUAGCAGAAGUAACCGAAUCAAGCGUAGCCGUAAUCAAAUUUCAUGAGGAAAAGAAGAAAGAAAUAAGACACAAAGUGCGAAUAAUCAAUUGAUUAGUCAGAGUAACUGAGUGUUUGUGUGUGCGACAGGGAGAGAGAGAGAGAGAGUGUGUGAGUGAGUGAGAAGAUUUCCCGAAGAGUUGUAAUCACAAUGGAAAACGAUGUAAUUCGAUUGGCUGGCGAGCUGUCCGUUGCGGUUGAGGUGAUCAUGGAUCCAAAUGUAUCACAACAAGCCCGGAUGGAUGCCUACAUUGCCUGUGAAAAAUUCAAAGAUAUGUCACCAUUCUGUGCACAAGCCGGCCUUUACUUGGCCAGCGGUCCAUUUAGCGCAAAUAUUCGGCAUUUCGGAUUGCAACUGAUGGAACACACCGUUAAAUUCAAAUGGAAUUGCAUUUCACAGGAGGAGAAAAUCUUCAUCAAGGAAAAUUCAAUGAAACUGUUGAGUUUGGGUGUUGGUCCGGCAGAAGAUUCAUCAAUAUCUCACAUAAAAGAUGCAUUAUCGCGUAUCAUUGUUGAAAUGAUAAAGCGAGAAUGGCCUCAGCAAUGGACCACCCUAUUGGCUGAACUAUCCGAUGCUUGUACAAAGGGUGAACCACAAACCGAAUUAGUUCUGUUGAUAUUUUUGCGUUUGGUUGAAGAUGUUGCCCUACUACAGACCAUCGAAUCGAAUCAACGACGCAAAGACAUUUACCAGGCACUCACCGUCAAUAUGACUGAAAUUUUUAAUUUUUUCCGACGUUUAAUCGAAUUGCAUGUAAACGCCUUCCGGAGCACCACUUCGAUGGGCGAUCAAAAGGCUCGUGCUCACAGUCGUGUCGUACAAGUUGUCCUAUUGACAUUGACUGGUUUCGUUGAAUGGGUAUCAAUUGUUCAUGUAAUGGCCGAAGACGGUCGUUUGUUACACAUUUUAUGCAUUUUAUUGAAUGAUGUUGCAUUCCAAAUUCCGGCUGCCGAGUGUCUGGCAAUCAUUGUGAAUCGAAAGGGUCAGCUGAAGGAACGACGACCGUUAGCACUUCUAUUCACCAAAGAUGCAAUCGAAUACAUUUAUCGGGCGGCCAGCACAACGACCGGCAUACCAUCGGAUCAUUAUUAUGCAUUUUUGAAGAAAUUGGUGGCCGUUGUGUCCGGCCUCACAUCACAAUUGGUCACACUGUGGGGAAAAGAAGAGACACCGGUCAUUCAGCCGGCACAGUUAUCUACAUUUUUGGAAAUUGUGUACACACUUGCACGACAUCCAAGCCUCACAAUUAGUCAUGGUGCCACACUCAUAUGGAACGUUCUACUGAAACACGAUCAAAUUUCCAAAGAUCCCAUUUUCGUUGAUUACAUACCGAAAAUCAUCGAAGUUGUUGGACCAAAAGUACUGAAGGUUCAAUAUCCAACAGCACGAACAUUGCAAAUAUCAGAUUCACCUCAAUCAUUUGCGUGCAUCGAUUACGAUAGUGAGGAGGAAUUUGCCAUGUUUUUCUACCGUUGCCGAACCGAUAUUCUGGAAGUAUUCCGUCAAUCAACGUUGAUCGCACCAUUGGUUACCUUCGCAUACUGUGAGCAUUGGAUUCGAUUGCGAUUACAAAAGGCGGCCAACGAACGGAACACGACAUGCAGUGUACAAGAUCCGGCUUACCUAGAAUGGGAAGCAAUUUCCGUGGUAUUGGACAGUGUAUUGAGUCGAAUUCUAAUGGUGAAUGAACGACCAUCCGUUCAAUCUGGAUUACUCAUACUCGAAGAGUGUUUGCGAAUCGAUUCACGUGAUCCGUUGAUUCUGUCAAUCGUUCUAACGUGCAUUUCAUCGUUGUUCGUCUUUCUGAGUAUGUCAUCUUGCCAAAUAACCGCUGGCAAUUGUAUUGCCAUGAGUGGUGUAUCACUGUUGCCACGUGUUUUAGAGAAAAUUUUCGCUUGUGUCAUAUUCCAAGAGCCAAGUCAACCGAUAGCCACCAAAAAUUUGCGCCGUCAUUCGGGUUCGUUGCUUGUAAAACUUAGCAUCAAAUAUCCGUUGCUAUUGUUGCCAGUAUUUGAUCAGAUCAAUUCGACGAUCAAGAAUUUAGUGGCACAACAGACGGGUUCAUUGAGUAAAAUGGAGCAAAAUCUGUUGCAAGAGGCUCUGUUAGUCAUUUCCAAUCAUUUUGGUGACUAUGAGCGUCAAACGGCGUAUGUGAGCGAGAUAAUUGUGCAAAGCAACACACUCUGGUCAUCAACGUCGACGGCUCUCGAUUCGGCCCGUGAAUUUAUGCGCUUUGUUGGCAUUGACAAGCCGCCCAUGGCCGAUGCACAACUCGAUCCAAAUUGGCCAAAUCGAACGAAUUUGAUGCAUGCACUGAACACAGUGCUCGGUGUGGUCAAGCGUUGUUCAUGGCCUGACGAUCCGGAUCGUGCAUCACGCGGCGGUUUUGUUGUUGGUUUCACCGAAUCAGGCAAUCCAAUUUAUCGAAAUCCAGCCACACCACAUGUUGUUCCAAUUCUUCCGAAAAUUCUGUGCUUGGCACGUAUUUUUAACGAUUUAUACAGUGCGGAUGUGUCAUGCCAUUUGGCCGAUGGAUUCAAACAGAUCAACAGUAUGCUGGAACAAGAGAAGAAAAAUUUAAUGGGAUUGCCACCAGUGUUAGUUGAUCCAAUGGAUCCGAAUCAAACAAAGGAACUACCAACUGUAUCAAAGCUUCAAACCUAUAUGCAAACACUGUUCGAUAAUUGUUAUCACUUAUUGGGUUCGGCUGGACCAUCGUUGGGCAGAGAUCUAUACGAAUUACCUGGCAUUGGUACGGCAUUGGUUAACAGUGUCUUUGCCAGUUUGCUGAACGUACCCGAUCAUCGUCUUCGAACGAUCAUUCGCGUUUUCCUCAAACCAUUCAUCUACUCAUGUCCACCUGCCCUCUAUGAUUCCGUCAUUAUGGAUGUUCUGAAACAUGUUCUACCAUUGAUGCUAAAUCGCUUGACGGCACGCUGGCAAUACAUCACAUCCCUAUAUGAAUCCGGCGAACUCGGCGAAGAUGUCAAUGACACACAGGAAGUGGUCGAAGAUAUGCUCAACCGAACACUGACCCGCGAAUAUUUGGAUGUCCUUAAGGUAGCUCUGGUUGGUGCCACAAUCACACCGCAAAGCAUUGAACGUGACAAUUCGUCCGGUGCACUAGACAUGGACCAGGACGACCAUUCGAUGGAUAUACCAACACAAAACACUCGCGCAACACUCGCCACCGAGGUGAUUAGCGAUUUGGGAGCGAAACUUUUACGCAAUCCAGGCACAUGUGAUUCAAUUUGCUUUACAAUUUUAAGUGCGGUAUCAUGGAGUGACACAUCGUGUAAUUUCAAGGCCGUUCUACUAACGGGACCGAUAGUGAGAUUCUUGGCGACAGAGGAUCUUCUGACGUCCUCACUGGCGACACACGUUCUAUUGGCUGUUCUACAGGGAUUGCAAAUUCACGGACAACACGAAGCGAAUCAGGCAACAUUGAUAACGCUGGGUGUUCAAGUUUACGAGAUUAUGCGGCCGAAAUUCCCUCACAUUGUCGAAAUAAUGCAGCAAAUACCAAACACAAACGUGGCCGAUAUCCAGAAACUGGACGAGAAAGUCUUGGUGGGCGCACAAAGCAAGGGCAAAAUCGAUAAAUACAAAAAGGAUCUAUUUAAAAAGAUUACGGCACAGUUAAUCGGCAAGAACAUCGGUCAGUUGUUCCGUAAAGAGGCUAUCUUCGCCAAUCUGCGACCAAUGACAAACCCAUCGGCCAAUUCAGCAACCUACACUAGCCUUUUAGAUAGCAAUAAUCAGGAAACGAAUAUCGUGUCCCAAUUAUUUUCAACGAAUAGUUAGUGAAUCGAAUAUUUAGCAAAAAAAAAGCAAAUAUACAAAUGAAUGAAAACGAGAAAAAACAACCAAUUUAGCGCUUCUGAAUGGAAUGGUAAAAUCGCCGCUCCUCUAAAACGGAAAAAAAAAACAGAAGAAAAAGCAAAAAACCAUUUUGGCAACUCAUCUGAUUAUAAAUCGAUUUUAAUUUUGUUAAGUUUUGCUUCUUUUCAACUUAAUCAAUGUUUUUUCCUUGUUUUCUUAUUUACUCAUGAUGAUUUGUUUUCUUGUUGCCAAUCAUGCGAAUUCGAUAAUUAUUUUUUUUCGCCUAAUUUAUUUCGUGUUUUUUUUUUAUUUAACUUUAACAAUUCCGAGAGCUCUAAGCCAAUUUGUCACACAAAAUCCAACCGAAUUAUGUAAAUCCAUUUCAUUCAGGAUCUGGAUUUAAAAUAUUUGAACGAAAUUUUGGCGGCAUUAAAAAGUAUAAAUUCAUUGUUUUUUCUGUUUUAAGAAUUUACAUUCGAAAUCCGACAAAGUCGGACAGAGGAUUACACACACAAAGUGUUUGCCCGAAACAAAUUACAUAUUUUUGUUGCAUUUGGCGCCAUCGUCAACCAUCGAGAGGCAUUAAAUGAAAUGGAUAGCUCCGGCUCAAAUACUUUGUAACAUUCUUUAAGCGAAAGACAACACAUAAAUUAUUACAAUCGAAAGAAAAAAAGAAACAGCAGAUACAAAGAAUUUUGAUAAAAUCUUAUCUUCCGCCAAAUUGCAUUCAACACACAUUCAGAUGAUGCGCAGUUAAACUUUUUUUCAUAUUUUUUUCUAAACACACACACACACAAAUGAUUUUUCUAGAAAUAUUAAAGGAAAAUAUCUGUUAUAUUACUGUAAAAUAUUCAAAUGAAUAGAAGAAGAAGAGGAGAUGAAAAUCAUAAGAUAAAUCGAAAACAAAUUUCUAAUUCUAAAUAAACUAAUCGAUUGAUGUAGUUUUAAUUGCAAACUUGAAAACAUAUUUAAAUAAACAGAAAAAUUUAUAGCUAUUUUGUAAUGAAAUAAACAAUCAACAUGGAACAGCUAAUUUAAA
Sitodiplosis mosellana (orange wheat blossom midge) is the source of this 5923-nucleotide messenger RNA. It is a transcript of the gene Ranbp21, whose product is annotated as exportin-5. Gene Ontology annotation, cellular component: cytoplasm; RNA nuclear export complex; nucleus. Bases 1213 to 4866 code for a protein of 1217 amino acids. The record is from RefSeq and is a predicted model, not a curated record. Gene Ontology annotation, biological process: protein export from nucleus; RNA export from nucleus. Gene Ontology annotation, molecular function: nuclear export signal receptor activity; RNA binding; small GTPase binding. NCBI's taxonomy places the organism in Eukaryota, Metazoa, Arthropoda, Insecta, Diptera, Cecidomyiidae. The transcript has 10 exons.